AUGUCUUACGUUGUACCGACUACGGAUGGUCCUAUCACCAAAUUUCCGGCAAACGACUUGCGUCCUGCCCGCCGCUUCAUAAGCUCCCACAACGCUGAAGGCAAGGGAGUCUUCGUUGGCGAUGACGAUGGCGCCUGGCACCGUGUCAUGUGUCGCGGGCGUGCCGUUGCAAACAUCAUCUACAGCACCGACGAAAACCCAGUCGAUAUGAACAAGGACAAAGACUUGGCUUACGCAGCGAACAAUGAGGCGCGGUCUUCUUCCCGAAUCGAGCAUGAGCUGUUAGCGCUGACAAGUGAUUCUAGCCGGCUAUCCACGUCCCUCUUGGCAGUUGUGCCCGUCUGAUUGACUUCGCUCCAGGCAUGGAGUCUCCGGAUCACCGUGCCAUGUCCCUUGACUACGGCGUGGUCAUCGAGGGAAAGUUCGAGCUGUCGCUCCCAGAGAGCGGCGAGAGCAAGAUCAUGCUUCCUGGCGAUUGCAGUAAGUCAUCCGAUGUAUGAAUAGGGUACAAGAGGGCCUAACACAUGCUCCAGGCGUCAACCGUGGCUGUAUGCACAAGUGGAAGAAUCUCGAUGAGGAGAAGUCCGGGAGAAUGCUGUUCAUUCUUUUGGAUGUGAAGCCUUACUUUGCGCCCAAUGGCGUGGAGCUGAAGGAGGAACUCAACGAGUUGGCUGGCGAUUACGCCGAUCUUGCUCAUUAG
Lecanosticta acicola is the source of this 700-nucleotide messenger RNA. The record is from the annotation of a GenBank genome assembly. NCBI's taxonomy places the organism in Eukaryota, Fungi, Ascomycota, Dothideomycetes, Mycosphaerellales, Mycosphaerellaceae.